AUGCUUGUAUGCAUGUGUUCCGUGAAGAUAGCAAUUUCUAGCAAACUUUCACCGGACAUGAUGAAGUAUUACGUACAUGAGAUUUGUUUUAUAUUAGUUGUUUUUAUGUUUUGUUUACUUGGACAACAAGUUCAGAACGAGUGUGAGAAGUUGGAACUGGCUGUCACGGAAAACUGGUACCUAUUCGACAGAACACAUAAAAUUAACAUAUUGAUCUUCAAAUUAGCGGUUAGCCAGCAAAUGCCAAUUUAUAUCUUCGGGACAAUAACUUUAUCGCUACCAACAUUUACCUGGUUUAUCAAGACCGGGAUGUCAUUCUUUACGUUAGUUAUGUCUGUAUUGGAAGGA
Iphiclides podalirius (scarce swallowtail) is the source of this 348-nucleotide messenger RNA. The record is from the annotation of a GenBank genome assembly. Lineage: Eukaryota; Metazoa; Arthropoda; Insecta; Lepidoptera; Papilionidae.